AUGAUGGGCAUAGAUUUCAAGAUUUUUGAAUCUUGUUUGAACAUAAUUUUAUCAGGAAUUUACUUAUAUCUUGCGAUAUAGUAGUGGAUGCAUAGUACUCAAUCAGAAAAUAGAGUUAUGGUCUGUAUAUUUAUUACCCUUUUACUAGGUUUUCAGUAAUCACUAAUCUUGUUUCGUACGAUUCUGUCUAACUCGAGAAGAUACGAUUUUUAAAUCACAAUUAUGUACCUUAUAAUUCAUUUGAUAAAUUGUUCAGAAAUCUAAGACCAGUCUGUUUUUUCAAUAGAUUUUCAUCUCACAUCUCAAAUAGCAUUUAUUUAAUACAGUUUUAUCUUUUUUUACAGCAUCCUAUUAGUUAACUUAGUUUAUUAUACAAUAAUUGCUGUUUGUUUAUUGGUUGUAGCAUUAAUAAGUUUAAUAUAAAUUUGGCGCUCUUCUGAUUCAAUUGUAAAUCGUGAAGGUUUAACCUCACAAGAAUUCGAAUCUCUACCUAGCCAUGUAGUUAAUGCUAAAGAGUCUAAGGAUAUGAAACUUUCUUUUGAGUCAGGUUUUCAUAAUCCUUAGCUUAAUGAUUGUGCUAUUUGUUUGCAAACUUUCGAAGAGAAUGAAGUUAUGAUUGAAAUAGUUUAAUGCAAGCAUUUAUUCCACUCAGAAUGUAUAAAAGUUUGGUUUAAAAACAGUGUGCUAUGCCCUUAUUGUAGGAACGAUGUUAGAAAAGCACUUUAAAAACUAAAGCGAGAAAAGCACUAGCUGCAACAUGCAGGUCAUUCGAUUCUUGAUAAAAUAGUUGAUUAAGCUGAACCUUCUUUUUAACUAGAAGAAUUCAUAGAAGAAAACGAUCUCCGAAAUUAAGAAGUCAUCCAAUGA
This is a messenger RNA of Tetrahymena thermophila SB210, 867 nucleotides long. Its product is annotated as zinc finger, C3HC4 type (RING finger) protein. The record is from RefSeq and is a predicted model, not a curated record. NCBI's taxonomy places the organism in Eukaryota, Ciliophora, Oligohymenophorea, Hymenostomatida, Tetrahymenidae. The transcript is spliced from 2 exons.